AGAGACUAGUAGACCUAUAGGCUCGGUAGUAGAUAACUGUAAAGGGUUUUCUGUUGUUUUGUCUCUCUUUUUUUUUUUUUUCUGCUUAGCAUCACAAACCCCUCCUCUCGUUUGGGUAAUUGAAAGCAUUUGUGAGUCUGUGGAUUGAAGUCCAAAAAGCCUGAUACUUUUCCUUGUUUCUGGCAGCCCUCAAGCAUAUGACCUAAGUUGGGUCAAUUGAAUAUCUUUGCCCUCGCUGUGAACUAGGAGUAGUGUUACAAGGAAGGAAGAAGAGUUCAGAGUUAGUCCCAGUGGCCUUCCGUUGCCCCAUUGGUCAGAGUCCCAGUGCCCAGCAGCAGCGGUCCACUAACCAGACUGUUUCUUUCGCCGUGGAUACAGCUAUAUGCUUCUCUAGGUUGCCAAGCUAUCUAGUAACCACCCAGGGAAUUGUUUUUCUACCUAAAGACACCACAGACAGUUUCAGUUUUUGCCUCACUGAUAGGAUCACUAUUUAGAGUUGUGGGAAAACUUAUUAGCCUAAGGUUGCUGCAAGGCCAGUUUAUGCGCUCCGCAGUUUCCUAAGAAAUGAUUAAGAGCCACCAGGACUAAGCUCCAGGAGGGAAGAGUCAGCUGGCUUGGCUACUGUGGUGUACCCUGCUCCUAGCCCAGGCCCCCAGCACAUGCAUUUAGUAAAUUUUUAUUUCAUUUUGACCUGAAUGAAUAAAAUAAUAGUACUCAACUUUAGGCCUCCUCAACAUCUAUUUAAAUUUUUGGGUCCUGUCUGCUUUUAGCAUAGGAGGGAACAGAACUCAAAAGACGAUGACACUAAGGUGUUAAAUUCAGGUAAACAGGAGGCUGUUUUUCCAGUGGCAGAAAUGAGGAAGUGGAGGGGCGGGAAAGAGCUAGGUUUCAAUGGUGAUGAACUGAACCUGUUAAAUGCUGUGUCUUUUGCGUUUCAUAACUGGGUUAAACCGGUUGUGUCACUCCUUAGACAGCUCUGUACUUGUUUGAACAGUACAACAGUCCCUCCUACUGAACUUUGAUCUAGCAGAAACAACUGUUACCUAACAACUUCAGACCAUCACCGGAACACCUGUAUGAAGAAUGUUCUUCAGUUUAACUAGCUUUGCGUACGUGAUUUCUUUUAAACUUUUAAAAUGAUUAGAAAACUUUUUAUUGCCCUUCUUUUGUCAUCUGUGACUCUUGGAGAAGCCAGGAAAUCCUUUCUCAGUUUCCUGAACAUGGAAAAGACUGAAGUUCUGUUUUUCACAAAGACGGAAGAAGCUGUCGUUGUGAGGUCAACUUACAGAGAUAAACAGCCCAACUCCAGCUACCUCCUUGUGCAACUGGGAGACGAUAGAAUACUCCAGGUGGCGAAUGUGACCAAGACCUUAUCGGACGUGACCAACUUUACCAUAAACCUGGUGAUGGGUGGAGACGGAGAGACGAAUCUGACCGUUCAGCUGUGGGAUUCGGAAGGUAGGGGCCAAAGGCUCAUUGAAGAGAUCAAGAAUGUCCGAGUUAGCGUGCUCAGACAGAGACAUGACAGUCCUUCCCAGGCACCAGACCUCCUCAACAGAAACAUCCUAAUGCUGUUUCUGCCAAUGAUACUGUUAAAUAAAUGUGCGUUUGGGUGCAAGAUUGAGUUCCAGGUGUUUGAAACAGUGUGGAAGAGACCUUUGCCGGUAGUUCUUGGGGUGGUCAUACAGUUUUUUCUUAUGCCAUUUUGCGGAUUCCUUCUGACACAGAUUUUGGCCUUGCCUGAGGCCCAGGCGUUUGGGUUUAUAGUCACCUGCACAUGCCCAGGUGGGGGUGGGGGCUACCUCUUUGCCCUGCUUCUAGAAGGAGAUGUCACUUUGGCCAUUCUGAUGACCUGUACGUCAACAUUUCUGGCCCUGGUCACUAUGCCUACCAAUUCAUACAUAUACAGUAGAAUCUUAGGGUUAUCGGGCACACUGCAUAUCCCUAUUUCUAAAAUUAUGUCAACCCUCCUUUUCAUCCUCACACCCAUGUCAGUGGGAAUAGCCAUCAAGCGUAGACUGCCUGACAAAGCAAAGUUCUUGGAGAGGAUCAUUAGGCCUCUGAGUUUUAUUUUAAUGUGUAUAGGGAUUUGUUUGACUUUCAGCAUGGGAUUGGUGUUUCUGAAAGCAAUGAACCUGGGCGUGCUUCUGUUGGGUGUCUCAGUUCCUGCUUUGGGUUUGUCGUUCGGGUACUUUUUUGCUAAAGUUUCUAUGCUCCCUCUUCCUGUUUGUAAAACUGUUGCUAUUGAAGGUGGGGUGCUGAAUAGUUUCUUAGCCCUUGCCAUUAUUCAGCUUUCCUUUUCACAGUCUGAUGCAGACUUGGCGUCUGUGGCUCCGUUUACAGUGGCCAUGUGUUCUGCAUGUGAAAUGUUACUGAUCCUUCUGUUCUACAAGGCUAAGAAAAGGUGUGUCCUUAACACAGAAGAAAAAAGAAUGAAAAAUCCCCCCGUCUAACGGUUAAAGCUUUCCUGAAUUUUCCUACUCUGAAUUAGUUACUGUGGGAGAUGCAAAGAAUAUCUGAGAUGAUUCCUGCUCUCAACUCACUUAUGAUCUGAUUGGAAACAUGACAUUAGGGGAGAAAGACAGUCAUAUGUGCCUAACACCCAGUGGACAGUCCAGACUGUUAAAUGUGCAGGAAUUCAGAAGGAGACUACUAUAGCAUUGGAAUGGAAUAUAAUACCUUAUUAUGAUAUAUCCCAAGUAUUUACAGGAGGGCUGCCCUUCCACAAUAGGCAUUUGGUAAUCACUCACACAGCGAACGGACAUGUCAAUUCCUAUUCGAAAUCAGUCCAUCUUCAGUGCAGCAUCUCUGGUCUCCUCGGUGUCCCUCGCAUCGUCUCCACCUGAGACGCCGCCAUUUGCCCUGGGGCACGGGGUCCUCUCUCCCCACUCUUCUCCCUUCUUCCCUCCUCUUUCCCUCGUUACAGUAGAGCUGUUUCCUACAGACCGUCCCCUGUAAUGCCUCUCUGUCGGCCUCCUCUCCAUUCUCAGACCCGCUUUUGUGCUGCCCCCUAGGCCUUUCUUCCCCAGCUUCCGGCCUCUGUCUGCUCUGCCCCCUAGGCCUUUCUUCCCCAGCUUCCGGCCUCUGUCUGCUCUCCAGUACACUGGCAGAUAAAUGUCCCUAAACUUAGCUUUGGUCAUGUGCUUUCGCUGCUGCAAAGCCUUGCCGCCUCUUGAAUACAGUCUGUUCCUAGUGAGGCAUUUCCUACUCUCUGCUGACUUUCGCUUUCCGGUUUUAUCUCCUCUCCCACUUUUUACAUGCAGGCUUUGUUCCAAUCAGCAGAUAACUGGGUCACUCAUGACUGUGCUUUUGUUCACAUUGUCCCUGCAACCUGAGGGGCCCACAUCAUCUCCGUCUAAACGCGGACCACUGUCACAGACCUGGCUGAAACACAAGCUUUGACUAAUCCCUAUUAGCUACUGGGAAUUGAAAUUUCCUCUAAAUUCUCAUCACAGUUUUCUACAUCCAUAGUAUUUAGCCAGCCUGGCUUGUGUUACAGUUCUUUGUGUUGCUAUUGUAUCCUCCCUAUUUUGCUAUAAGUCUUUGAACAUGUGUUUUAUAAACAUAACAUGUAAACAAUGCAAUAUGAUAAGUUUAUAUAAUAGCAUAAAUAGUAUAAUAUAAACAGUAGAAUAUGAUAAUGCAAAUAAUAUUUAUUUUGAUACUUUACAUAAUGUCUAGCACAUUUCCUAUGUGCUGAUUCAAAUAAAGUGUUGAAGCACAAACUAGGGCCCAAAUGAAUAGUAUGCUUGUUUUUAUACUAACAUUGAGUUUUUAAAGGCAGGUUUUAGUAUCUAGUUUCAGUUUUCACUUUACUCCAAAGAGAGUGUGGGCAUCAAGAAAGAGAAAUCACUCUAAAUAAACCUGCUUCCCACAUUUCACAAGAGUGCAGUUGUAGGCAAAUUACUUAAUCACUCUGUAGUACCAUUUGCUCAUCUAAAAAAUGGAAAUGAUAGUGUCAACGCCAUCAAAUCGUCAUAGGAGUUAACUGAGAUCUUAUGGACAGUGUACUUAGAACAGGGUACAUGCUCCUCAAGUGUUAGCUGCUGUAAUUCUUUUACCACACUUCAAACUUUUGACCCUAGUGUACCUACUGUUGUUUUGAAAUACCAAUCUGAUAACUUUGGUGUGGAGGCUAAAAUUUUGAACAUUUUCCUAUCAGUGUGAUUCCCCAUCUUACUUACAGUAUUAGGGAACUUUUGUUCAGUUUGCGAACUGACAACUGUAGUUCUUUUUUUCUUAUUUCACCAAAUCCAGUAUUUGAAUACCAAGAUUUAUGAAAGCCCUGGUUUGGCAUGGUUGGUGGAUGGUUAUUAUUCAUUUUAUAAAAUGAUAAUUGCCUACAUGAAACACUUUACUAUUGACUCCAUUAAAACAGAAAUCUCCACUUAGGGCCUUAUAUUAUAAUUAAGCUUGCAUACAUUUGACUUUUACAUAUUUUCAUGAACAUAUUUUACUGAUUGGGAGAUAAGAAAUUGCCUUUCUAGUUGUACUUUAUCCUUAACUUUGUGGCUUCAAAUAAGACAUUUCUCUGCAGUUCAGUUUUCAAAUUUGUAAAAGGAAGAGAUUCAGUUGAAGUUUAAGAUAUUGCUCAAUUCCUACGCCUGUAAUUCUGGCAUGAAACUCUGGGUCAUUAACACCAUAGAUGGUGAUGGAUUCAGGUUGACAAUAAUAACCACCCACAGCAGCUGCUUUCUACUGGAGGCAAAAACCAAAAUAGUUUCCUGAAGGCAGAGACCACAUAUUAUUUAUUCUUUGAAUUCCUUGUAGUUUUUAACCAAUGCCUUUAAUCAUGUUGGUGCUCAGAAAACACUGAGUUAAUUAAUCAUUAAUGUCUGUAAAGAAGUGAAAUGAAGUUGCUCAGUCGUGUCCGACUCUUUGCAGCCCCAUGGACUGUAGCCUACCAGGCUUCUCUGUCCAUGGCAUUUUUCAGGCAAGAGUACUGGAGUGGGUUGCCAUAUACUCAGGGGCCAGGUUAUGCCUGGGUCUUCAUUUCCAGCUCUAUCACCAGCUGGGUGACAUUGGUCAAGCUGCUUAAUCUCUCUGUGCCUAAAUUGAUGUGGAAAGUGGGGAUAAUGAUAAUACAUACCUGAUGGUAUUUUCGUGAGAAGUAAAUUAGUUAACAUUAGUAAGAUCCUCAGAAUAAUGCCUAACACACAGUAAACUCUAAUUAUUAUGGUUACUCUAUGCAUGUUUGAUCUUGCACCUAAAAGCAGACAAAUGUGUAUGAAUGGAACUUGAAAUGUAUUUCAUUUAUCUUACAGAUGUAUCAGGGAAAGACCGAUAUUUUACAUGAGAAAGUUUGUCUAAUUUAGACGGGGAUGAAGUUAUUCAAGCUACUUAUUUGUUCUUUAAGAAUGAGAGACAUAAAGCAGGCUACCUAAUUGCUUGAGUUCAGACCAACAACUUGUCCAGCAAUAAUCAGUAUCAAAGCUGCAGAGAACAAAGAGCUUUAUUUGAGGUUUUAAGAACUGCAGUUCAAGAGACACAGAUUUUGGUAAACCCAAAAGAGUGUCUAUCUUAGGGGAGAAGAAGAGUCAGGAGCUUAUACAGGUGAAAGUUACAAGGAUGUUCACGAAUUUUGACUAACCUUGAUUCAAGAAAGGAAAUAAUUGUCCUUAAGGGACAGGCUGUCGUGAGUCAUUUUAGGUUAAGGGCUCAGUAAUAUCUUGAGUUUCUGGAACACUGGGUAGAUGUUCUGGGUGCAUGUGUUAAGAUAUUAAGGUGUAUUUGGGCUGAGACAUAAAUCACACUUCCUCAAUGGCAUCCUGACUAUGAGCUCCAUCUUGAUUUUCCUUUCACAUGUUUCUUUUCACAUUGGUUAGACAAAAGAUCCAGGGGUAAAGGGAUGUCAUGUUUAAAAAAAAGUUCCAUUCCAAUCUUUAAUAGAGAUGAUUCUAUGAUAUAUAUAUAUAUAUAUUUUUUUUUUUUUUGCUACUAAAAAUUGUCGGCAAUUUCAGCCUAUGUUAUGUCAAAACAUGAAACCUUGUUAGGUAUCCUGAAGAUUCCACUCAUGAAGACCCCCAUUUUGUGUGUAUAAAUUCUUAUCAUUUUUAAUCAACGUCCACUAACAAUUAUUAAGAAAAUCUUGGUAUGUAGAAUCAGAUUCUGUGUGUGUGUGUGUGAGAGAGAGAGAGAGAGAAAGACAGAGAGAAAGGAGAUUCCAUUUAAAAGAAAUCCACUCCAGAGACUAAACAGAGUUAGCAAGAUACCCAGGACUGCCAGGGGAGGAAUCACGUUGAAGGUCACUCUUUAUUACACAAAUACAAUGCAGCUGGAUGGCCAUCACUCAGGCAGGUGACUACCGAGCACUCUGCUUGACAAAGGAAAUCCUUCCCAGCACCUCUCCAUGAACACUCAGGUCUCAGGAGGUGUUAGCGGCGCUGGAUCUCACCUCCCCUCCAGGUUCUCAUGGAUGGAAGUCAGCUAGUAGGAAAAGGUAUCAACAGCCCCUAAGAGGGAUCUCCUUAUUAGGGAAACCUGGAAUGGUGAUCUGGACAUCAUGCCAGGGAGCAGAUUCUGUCCUGAGGCAGCGGAAGCUGAACCCUCUAUAACCCCCAAGCACUCUGGCACAGUACACAGUCGAGGGUUGGGAACAAAGCCUGCAGGCGCGACUGUAACUUUAAAAAUUACCCCUUUGGGAAGCCAAGGGCAACGCACCAGGCACCAGGUCUCCGCAGCCAUAUGAACCGCUCAGCACUGGACAAAAGCCUUGUGGAUAGUGGGGAACCAGUGUGCAACACCGCCAAAAACAGGUCUGAGCACUAGACCUCUCUGAGCACUAGAGGACUCUUCAUUUCACUUUCGGUCAGGCAUCUGAAAGCAGAACAGCUUCCUUGGACUGAGAAAUUUCCAAGUUACUUCAGGACAGUGGUAAACUAGCAGCUGAGGCCACUAGAAAAAGGCUGUACUUUCCACUCAUUUGAGGUAGAGAGCUUGAAAUAGUUUUUAAUUUCAAGGAGUGAAAUAGUCCAUCCAUCUUAUUUCACUUCCAGUACUCUGAUUUUAGCAGCUUUGCCAAAGCAAUGGGACCAUGUUUAUUUAAAUGAGGUUUAAAGAGGACUCAUGACAUUUCUGCAAAUGCCUGGAAAUUUUUAUUUGGUUAAAACCGAACACUUGUCAUCACGUAGUUGGCAAGAUUAUUAUUUUAAGAUAACUGACGAUGAACCAAAAAUCUAAUUUCUGAAGUGUUUUUUUUUCAUCAAUAAAACAAAAGCAACUUUUAUUAGACAAAUCAAGGUCGUCAAAUCAGAUACAGCAUCAUUCUUUCAAAGGAGACAACGUUCUGGCUCUUUGUGAGGUUUGAGAAUUGAUCCUACGCUUCAUGUCAUUCACCUUUGAGAAUUCUCAUUUGCAAUACAUUGGUGACAAUAUCCCAUCUUCUGCUGAAGCUAAGAGAAGAAAUCACUGCAAAUACAAAAAGCCAAAUAACCUGCUUCCUUGAUCCUGUUGUGACAGCUUAUAUCUGUGCUAUUUGUGUUAUAAUGCUAAGACUGUAUGAUCCCAGGUGUGUUAUUUCAAGAAGAGGAAACAUUUUAAGGACUGUAGACUAGUCCUUGCACCUUGUGCGAUGCAACCUCGUCAUGCCAACACUCCACAUUCCCUGAGUGUGGACUUUGGAGUCAGUGCUUUCUACGCUUUGCUCUUGCUGUGGGACUUGAGGAUAAAUAAACUCCCUAAGCCUCAGUUUCCUCCUCCGUAUGAUGCAGCUGAUUAUAUCUUCUCAUGGAACUGUCGAGAUAUUCAAGUAAA
Molecule: messenger RNA, 7752 nt
Organism: Capra hircus (goat)
Lineage: Eukaryota; Metazoa; Chordata; Mammalia; Artiodactyla; Bovidae
Gene: SLC10A5
Product: solute carrier family 10 member 5
Exons: 1
Coding region: 1137-2453 (438 amino acids)
Biological process (GO): bile acid and bile salt transport
Cellular component (GO): membrane
Molecular function (GO): bile acid:sodium symporter activity
Source: RefSeq, a predicted model, not a curated record